GGAUUGGCCUCUCCGCCCCCUCCCCUAGGUGUCAGAGAGUUCGCGCUGAUUGCUUGGGUGCAGCCUCUCGCCCUGCGCUCACUCGGCGUCGGGGAGCGGGGAGAGCGGUCCCCAAGGCGGAGCCUCCCUCCUGGCCCCCGGGUACCGCUGCCCCCACCGGGAGCGGGGAGGCGGGCACCGCGCUGCCCUCCCUCCGCGCCCGGCCGGCCGCGUGGCUUGUGGCUUAUUUUCCCAGCUGGCAGGCGUCGCGCUGCAGACAAGGGAAUGCCUGUGGUCCUGCGUGCGCCCGAGCUCCGCGGCUCCCUGAUCCCGCCCAGCCCCCUCCAGGAGCGGAAGGGUUAAACAUGAUGAGGAAAAAGAGGAAGCGAGGCGCGUCCCCCGGCCCAUGCCGCAGCCACGGCCCCGGCCCCGCCACGGCGCCCGCACCGCCGCCCUCGCCGGAGCCCACGGGACCUGCAUGGACGGGCAUGGGCUGGAGAGCAGCACCUUCCUGCGCCGCCGCCGCCGCCGCCUCCACCGCCGCCGCCGGGGCUGAGCCGCGCCGCCGCCCCCGGCCCUGCCCGCCGCCGCCGGCGCCGCUGCUGCCGCUGCUGCUGCUCAGCCUCGGGCUGCUCCCCGCAGGUGACUGCCAACAACCAGCCCAGUGUCGAAUCCAGAAAUGUACCACAGACUUUGUGUCCCUGACUUCACACCUGAACUCUGCCAUUGACGGCUUUGACUCCGAGUUCUGCAAGGCCCUGCGUGCCUAUGCUGGCUGCACCCAGCGAACUUCAAAAGCCUGCCGUGGCAACCUGGUAUACCAUUCUGCUGUGCUGGGUAUCAGUGACCUCAUGAGCCAGAGGAACUGUUCCAAGGACGGACCCACAUCCUCUACCAACCCUGAAGUGACCCAUGACCCUUGUAACUAUCACAGCCACUCGGGAGUCAGAGAACUCAGGGGAGGGGAUCAGAACCCUCCUAAUUACCUUUUCUGUGGCUUGUUUGGAGAUCCCCACCUUAGAACUUUCAAGGAUCACUUCCAGACGUGCAAAGUGGAAGGAGCCUGGCCACUCAUAGAUAAUAAUUACCUUUCGGUUCAAGUGACGAAUGUGCCCGUGGUCCUUGGAUCCAGUGCUACUGCUACAAAUAAGAUCACGAUCAUCUUCAAAGCCCACCGUGAGUGCACGGAGCAGAAGGUGUACCAAGCUGUGACCGACGACCUGCCGGCGGCCUUCGUGGACGGCAGCACCAGCGGCGGGGACGGCGAGGUCAAGAGCCUGCGCAUCGUGGAGAAGGAGAGCGGCCGCUACGUGGAGAUGCACGCCCGCCACAUCGGGACCACGGUGUUCGUGCGGCAGCUGGGCCGCUACCUGACCCUCGCCCUCCGCAUGCCCGAGGACCUGGCCAUGGCCUACGAGGAGAGCCAGGACCUGCAGCUGUGCGUCAACGGCUGCCCCCUGAGCGAGCGCAUCGACGACGGGCAGGGCCAGGUGUCCGCCAUCCUGGGCCACACCCUGCCCCACACCUCCCCGGCCCAGGCCUGGCCCGGCCACACACUGGAGACGGCCAGCGCGCAGUGCCACGAGAAGAUGCCGGUGAGGGACAUCUACUUCCAGUCCUGCGUCUUCGACCUGCUCACCACCGGCGACGCCAACUUCACCGCCGCCGCCCACAGCGCCCUGCAGGACGUGGAGGCGCUGCACCCGCGCAAGGAACGCUGGCACAUCUUCCCGAUCAGUGGGCACGGGGCGCCCCGGGCAGGCAGCCCUGGGUCUCUCAGUCUAGGACUCACAUGCUUGAUCCUUAUUGUGUUUUUGUAGGGGUUGUCUUUUUUUUUUUUUUGUCUAUAACAAAAAUUUUAAAUAUAUAUUGUCAUAAUAUAUUGAGUAAAAGAGUAUAUAUAUGUAUAUACCAUGUAUAUGACAGGAUGUUUGUCCUGGGACACCCACCAGAUUGUACAUACUGUGUUUGACUGUUCUCGCGUAUGUUGGAUGUAGUGUUUUUUUGAUUGUAUCGAUUUUAUUUUGCAGUUUUGUGAAAUGUUUGAUAAUGUCCCUGCCUGGGGACCUGUUAGAAAGCACUUUAUUUUUUAUAUAUUAAAUAUUUAUGUGUGUA
This is a messenger RNA of Pipistrellus kuhlii (Kuhl's pipistrelle), 2094 nucleotides long. It is a transcript of the gene RGMB, whose product is annotated as repulsive guidance molecule BMP co-receptor b. The record is from RefSeq and is a predicted model, not a curated record. Gene Ontology annotation, cellular component: plasma membrane. Lineage: Eukaryota; Metazoa; Chordata; Mammalia; Chiroptera; Vespertilionidae. Gene Ontology annotation, molecular function: coreceptor activity. The transcript is spliced from 5 exons. Bases 345 to 1799 code for a protein of 484 amino acids. Gene Ontology annotation, biological process: BMP signaling pathway.